Nematostella vectensis (starlet sea anemone) is the source of this 1536-nucleotide messenger RNA. RefSeq lists its product as uncharacterized. Lineage: Eukaryota; Metazoa; Cnidaria; Anthozoa; Actiniaria; Edwardsiidae. Bases 410 to 1012 code for a protein of 200 amino acids. The record is from RefSeq and is a predicted model, not a curated record. The transcript has 4 exons.
GAAUAUGCCGGGCGCCCGCCCCUAUUAAAAUUGUUUAGCAAAACAAAACAAACCAGUUUCCGGCCGCGAAAUUUUAAAAAAAUAAGAAGUACACAAAAAAAAUAAGCCUGAAAAGUUUUACAUCACCAAGAUAUUGAAAUUUUCUAUCUCUGAAAUUUUGCACCACCUACUUAACGGCCUGCACCAAAGGCGAAAAUAAUGGAUAAGCAUCGGAUGUCGUACCGGCAGACCUUCGUGGUCGCCAUUAUAGUUGUUUUGGUUGUAGCCUCGCUGGGUUUCGUUCAUGCAAACGACGAUGCACAACACUGUAUGAUGAGUUGCAAAACUAGAAACGGGAAAGGAUGCAUUGGUCGACUUUACCAGCUUUCCGAGGAGCUUAGUCGUGUCGCUAAGUUGCCGGUAGGUUCGCAUGUUUGGGAUACGUUACGAAGAAGCAACUUGCGCUGCUCAUGUCCCAUGCACGAUAAACAACAGCCCUCACUCACGUCUGAACAAGCAACCUAUUCCAAGUCGUUUUUAUCCGGUAUUUGACAAGAUUGGGCUAACAGUGGCAGGAUACCAGCCUGGUACUCGGUGGUGUUACCGGUGCAAGUUGCUCGCCUAUAAGAAAUUUGAAAGCCGUCCUCAAACAAGUAGAAAACCAGUCGAGGAAAAAGCAAAUAGUAGUACAUCCGCCAUCGGCACAGAACAACAACUACAAAAGAUAUUUCAGUUUACGGGAUCCCCUAUUCUACACCUCCAUGAAAUUUUGCAAGAUAUAUCUAUGUCAGCACCUACCAUAUCCCAACUGGAUCAAACAAAGCAACAAUUUGGAAGGCUGUUUUCAAGACUUAAAGCUCUAGCAGACAUAUGUGAUAUUCAUCUCCUGGAAACAUGGAAAGAGCUGCAAACUCCCCUAGGUACCAUCAAAAUUGCCCCAAAUGGCAACGUGUUAAUGGAUAGUCAAGUAUGGGACCAAAUAAAGACAACAAUCAAAGAAUUUGACGAAUUGGAUGAAGGUACAGCUGUAUGAUCAAAUAUAUCUGCAUGCUCUAAUAUUUAUAAUAGCUUUAUCGAUCAGCACCGAUGUGGCUGAUCAGUGUUCAACCCCAGUGAUGGAUCAAGCCCAACUAAAACUGUGAAUAAUUUAUUCAAUAAUUGCUAUCAACAGGUAAUUCACUGGGCCAACUAGUGCAACAUUUCAGAUGGCUCUAUACCAUCAUGCCCUCAGUAGUGAAGCUCCAUUAUAUGAGCCAGCAGCAAUGAAAGCGUUCACACAAAAACACUCUCCAGGUCUGUUUGAAAUGCUUUUAAGUUAAAAAACAAGGGAGGACUCCAGACUCUCAGAUGAACAUCAAGCUGUACAGGAGCAAAGAACUGUUGUUCUCCUUCACACACUGGCAUAUUUCAGGUCUCAGAAAACUUCCACCCUACAAAAGGAUGAAGGGCUAUUCCUACAACAUCAUGGUGCUUCUAGGACAGCAAUCAAUUCAGGAAGGAUACUUCGUUUCAGUACAAGUCCUAGAAAUAUUGAUUCUCACAAGAAAGCACUAAUAA